Molecule: messenger RNA, 619 nt
Organism: Acaulospora colombiana
Lineage: Eukaryota; Fungi; Glomeromycota; Glomeromycetes; Diversisporales; Acaulosporaceae
Source: the annotation of a GenBank genome assembly
CCUCCGAUUUCAACAUUUCAAAAUGCCAAAGGCAUCGAAACCCUUAACGAAAUUAAAUUAACCCAAGAGACUUAUGGUCACAAUAGGUUUGACAUUCCUGUACCAACCUUUCGUGAAUUAUUUAAAGAACACGCUGUUGCACCAUUCUUCGUAUUUCAACUUUUUUGUGUUGGUCUAUGGGUUAUGGACGAAUACUGGUACUACUCGGUGUUUACAUUAUUCAUGCUCGUAGUGUUUGAAUCUACUGUCGUAUUUCAGAGAUUAAGAACCUUGGCAGAGUUUCGAACAAUGUCAAUCAAACCAUACUCAGUCAAUGUUCGGAGAAAUAAUCGAUGGGUUAGUAUCUAUUCCGACGAACUUUUACCUGGAGAUUUGGUAUCUAUAGUUCGCACCAAGGAGGAUAGUGGUGUCCCCUGCGACAUGAUACUUGUACAUGGCAGUUGUAUAGUGAACGAGGCCAUGUUAUCCGGCGAAUCGACACCAUUACUAAAGGAAUCGAUUGCUCUCCGCGAUAGUAAUGAUAUACUUGAUAUGAAUGACAUCGAUAAAAACAGCAUCUUAUUUGGUGGUACUAAAGUUUUACAAGUAACCCCGCCUUCUGAUGAAGACGCGCUUGCUG